UCUAUGCCGCACAGAGUCGCAGGGGGAAAAAACGUUAGAGUACUGGCAAUCUUAUCGCUCUUAUCGCGUGUGAUUAUUUUACCCCUUGGCGUACCUGGGGUAGCCGCCUGUAGAAUACCCGAAAGGUGUCCGGUUGGUAAAUAAUUUAGUCGACAAGUGCGACAAUAUUUCUGCCGGUUUGUGCCAGCCCGAACAGCGGGCGUCAGUUUGUCGUUCAAUUUCGUUUGGGGAAGUUGACGUUACGAGCCGGUGGGACGCCCAGAUCAAGUACGGACACAGUACGCAGGGAGGCAGAAUUUCUCCACACAGACCCCCGAAGUGAGCUGUAAUCGAACGCUGCUGCCAUGGAUGGGACGGGCACGACAGAUCCACCGCCGUACGAUCAGAUCAAUCGUCCCGUGCCGGCUGCCUAUCCCCACCAGCAAACGCCAACGGCCGAUCCGUUCAAAUCCGCUAGCUUGCACACCCAGGAACCGCCAUCGUUGCAGACCACGGUGAUCGUUACCAGCCCUCAGGUCGGUCCGGACCCAACCACCAUCAUCUGUCCAUCCUGCCGGGCGACCGUGGUGACGAGGCUGGAGUAUGAAACCACCACCAAGACGCAUCUGUGUGCUGGUUUGCUGUGUCUGUUUCUGUGCUGGCCGUGUGCGUUCGUGCCCUACUGUUCGACGGCCUGCCGCGAUGCCAACCAUUACUGCCCGAACUGUGGAUCCUUUAUCGGCACGUACCGGAAGUAGGCGGAAGGAUACCGAUGAUCGAUUCACCAUUACGUUACGGAAAGCUUACAACCAAUCGUUAUUCUAGUGUGUUUGUGUGUAUGUGAGUGUGUAUGUGUUUACGUUAUUCUUUAUCAGCCAAUGUCGUGCUGAGUAUAUGAGAUCGUUACCGAAAAAGAGUUCUGCGGUGGCAAAAAAAAAAAAAACGGGACGCAAAACCAAAUCGACAUUGCGACACGUUUUUUGUAGAUAAGAUAGGGAAGCAGUUUAUCGAUAACAGCACAAAAGCUAAUGUACGGAUGGAAUUCGAAAUACCUUAGGUUACAUGCCUCAGGCGACGAAUAGAUUCAUUGCUGACAGAGGCGAUCAUUGUACUGGUCAAGAUCAAUAAAAACCGUUUGUGUGACUUUCUGUUGGAAUGUAAAAUAUCAAACCAGCACUACCAUUAGUUAGGGUAUGGAAUAAAAUAUACAUUAAACGCGUUUGGAAAGAUUAUAAAGCAUUUUACCAACCUUGCCACCAUUUAUCCUUAAACAAUGAACAAAAUGAAUGCAAACACAAGCAAAAGAAAGUAAUACCCACUUUAAUUCUGGUAGCUCUGAAGCCUAACAGCAUUAUUCCUUAAAGCCUAUUAUGUGUGACGCUAAACAAACAUCGCGUUUCAAACAUUGUGUGACAUCUGUUUGUAAUAAAUGGAGAGACCCUGUUUCGGUGAUCAUAAA
Messenger RNA from Anopheles stephensi (Asian malaria mosquito), 1438 nucleotides. Its product is annotated as lipopolysaccharide-induced tumor necrosis factor-alpha factor homolog. The record is from RefSeq and is a predicted model, not a curated record. The transcript has 3 exons. Gene Ontology annotation, molecular function: zinc ion binding. The coding region runs from base 345 to 737 and encodes 130 amino acids. NCBI's taxonomy places the organism in Eukaryota, Metazoa, Arthropoda, Insecta, Diptera, Culicidae.